Molecule: messenger RNA, 615 nt
Organism: Encephalitozoon cuniculi GB-M1
Lineage: Eukaryota; Fungi; Microsporidia; Unikaryonidae
Product: recombinase RAD52
Exons: 1
Coding region: 1-615 (204 amino acids)
Biological process (GO): double-strand break repair via homologous recombination; double-strand break repair via single-strand annealing; mitotic recombination
Cellular component (GO): nucleus
Source: RefSeq, marked provisional
AUGCAAGACGACGAACCAAGAGGCUGGAGACAUGCUGCAUUUGGUAAGAAAAGGACAAGGAAGAUAUCAAAGCUCCUCAGCCAGAAGCUUGGGCCGGAGUUCAUCAGCUACAGGCCCGGGUUCAACAUGUCGAAGAUAGCAUACGUCGAGGGUUGGACGAUCAUAAGCCUAGCAAACAGGAUUUUUGGAUUCAAUGGCUGGUCUUCGGAAAUACGAAGCAUGUCGAUUGACUACGAAGAGGCUGAGGACAAGAGGGUCGGUCUUGGAGUGUCCUGUCUGGUGAGGGUUACGCUCAAGGACGGGACAUACAGAGAAGACAUCGGGUUUGGAAGUGCAGAGAAUCAGAAGUGCAGAGCCAUGGCAUACGAGAAGGCGAAGAAAGAGGCUGCAACAGAUGCUCUUAAAAGGGCUUUGAGGCAGUUUGGAAACUCGCUGGGAAACUGCUGUUACGACAAAAACUACAUCAGAGAGGUGCAGAGAAUCCAUAAGAUCAACGAAAAGGCUCUGGACUCCAACGAUUUAUUUAGAAACAACGAUGCGACAUCCGAUGAAUCCGACAGGGAGAGAGAUCCCUCCUUCGACAUAGACUGUCAUGACCUCAGCGACACCCUAUGA